AUGACUUCCUACGCGUCUCAAUACCCGCCGGCUGUUGAGUUUGACCCUGCAUACAAGAAAUUCUUCGAGGAUUUCUACGCUACGUCCGAUACGGCUGAAGCGCAUGAGAAAUACGUCGAUUACUUCACUAAGGAUGCGACGCUCGUCAUGGCCUCCAAGAGGGUAGCGGGCCGAGAAGAGAUUCUGUCCCUGCGCAAAGCCAUGUGGGAAAAGAUUUCUAGCAGGGCGCACAAGCCACUCCAGAUAUUUCCGUUCGGUCCGAACGCAGACGAGGUAAUGCUAUAUGGAACGGUCAAGUACGGCUUCAAGGCAGGGGGUGAGUCUAGCAAAGACUGGGCUGCAAGGGCGCACCUAGUCAAGGAAGCAGAUGGCAAAGUGAAGAUGGAUUUUUAUCAAGUCUACUUGGACACCGGAGCUUAG
This is a messenger RNA of Alternaria alternata, 420 nucleotides long. RefSeq lists its product as hypothetical. NCBI's taxonomy places the organism in Eukaryota, Fungi, Ascomycota, Dothideomycetes, Pleosporales, Pleosporaceae. The record is from RefSeq and is a predicted model, not a curated record. The transcript has 3 exons. The coding region runs from base 1 to 420 and encodes 139 amino acids.